Molecule: messenger RNA, 519 nt
Organism: Trichoplax adhaerens
Lineage: Eukaryota; Metazoa; Placozoa; Uniplacotomia; Trichoplacea; Trichoplacidae
Exons: 5
Coding region: 1-519 (172 amino acids)
Source: RefSeq, a predicted model, not a curated record
AUGCCACCAAAACAAAAACUACGAAAAGGGAGAAAGAAAAAGAAAGUUAGCCAUCAUGAGAUAACUCGUCGUGCCAAAGAAGCAUCCGAUAUUUGGAAGGUUAAAAUGCGAUCAGCUGAAGAUGACAUAGAAGAAGAAAAGAAAACAAAAUUAGACUUAACAUCAGACUUGGCUAGGCAAUACAAAACUAUGCAAAUGGAAAUGGCCCUUAAGAUUCAUUCUUUAGAAUCUACUGUAGCUAACCUUAACGAAAAGAUUUAUAAGUUAGAAGAAGAGUUAAAAUCAACUAAAAGUGACAAAGAUGAAAUUAUACGUCAAAAAAAUUUCACCAUUCAAGAAUUACAGCUUAGGAUCGAUGAUAUGGAAGCUACAUAUGAAGCUAUAGUUAAUGAAGCUCUUGACGAUUUAUCUGAAGAGGUUGAUACCUCUCGAGCAAGAUGGGAAAAGCAAGCAUCGUUGUUGGAACUAGAAAAUAGGCAAGCUCUAAUGGAAUUUGGAUUAAAUCCUGGCGAUUUAUAA